AUGGCCGCGAGCGGGUUAAGAAACGUUCGAGCGGAGAGUCACACGGCGCGGCAACAGGCCUUUCGGCCCGUCCCCUUCCCCAUCCGUGCCGGCCCCACGUACCCUAAAUUAAUCCAGUCCCCGUUUAGAGACGUUACGGGAAAAGGCCCUUCGGCCCAUCUCCGUCCGUGCCGACCCAGAUAUCCUAAAUUAAUCCAGUCCCCGUUUAGAGAUGUUACGGAAACAGGCCCUUCGGCCCAUCUCCAUCUGUGCCGACCCAGAUAUCCUAAAUUAAUCCAGUCCCGUUCCCAGACGGAUAAGGGGAGCAAGACGGCAUUCGUCUGCAAGGGCUGGCAUGGACGCACUGGGCCGAAGGGCCCGUCCCCGCUCCGCGCUCUAUGUUGCGGGUUAACCCCAGGCCUUUUUAAUCCUGCGCGCCAGCCAACUUACAUCCUCGGCCUUUGCGGGAGCUCUCUUCGUUACCACCGCGUCUGCAAAACAUUGAGACGUUCGUCAGCGACAAAGCGCUUCGUGGUCCACUGUACUACAGAUGCUAGUCUUCAGCCAAUUCGAUUCGCUCCAUGUGAUAUCCAAAAACGGUUAGAGACACUGGAUACUGCAAAGGCUAUGGGUCCCGAUAACACGUCGGCAACAGUACCGAAGACUUCUGCUUCCCUAGCCAAACUGUUCCAUCCGCUAUAUGAGAAGUACUGUGCUGAUCACUAUGCCGACAAACUCUGCGACCAGGGCUGCAACAACGAGGAAUGUGCCUGGGAUGGCCUGGACUGUGCCCCUGAUGUGCCUGAGCGCUUGGCUGAAGGGACCCUGAUUGUCAUUGUGCUGCUGCCACCUGAUGAGCUGCUGAAAAGCAGCACCAACUUCCUGCAGAAACUGGGCUCGAUCCUGCAUGCCACCCUGCGCUUCAAACUUGACAGCAAUGGGCAGGCCAUGAUCUACCCAUACUACGGAAGCAGCUCCCAACUCAAGAAGCGCUCAGCACCACUGCGCAGGGUGACCCGGGAACUGGAACAGGAAAUCAUUGGGUCAAAGGUGAACCUGGAGAUCGAUAAUCGCCUGUGUGUCCAAGGAGCAGGUGAAUGUUUCCCAACAGCAGAGAGUGCAGCUGCUUACAUUGGAGCUUUGUCUGCAGUGGGCAACCUGCACUUCCCCUAUCCCAUCAAGGAUGUUGAUAGUGAGCGCCUGUCACCGCCACCACCCCCCAUGAACCUGCUGCCAUUAAUGAUUGUCGCUGCGGUCAUUCUCACUGUCAUCCUGAUCCUCGGCGUGCUGGUGGCAAGACGCAAGAGGGAGCAGAGCUUGCUGUGGUUCCCAGAGGGCUUCACCCUUAAGAAAGACAGCAGCAACAAGAACAGGCGUGAGCCUGUGGGGCAGGAUGCCCUGGGGAUGAAGUAA
This is a messenger RNA of Rhincodon typus (whale shark), 1392 nucleotides long. Its product is annotated as neurogenic locus notch homolog protein 3-like. The transcript has 5 exons. Gene Ontology annotation, cellular component: membrane. Bases 1 to 1392 code for a protein of 463 amino acids. Gene Ontology annotation, molecular function: signaling receptor activity. Gene Ontology annotation, biological process: cell differentiation; Notch signaling pathway; regulation of DNA-templated transcription. Lineage: Eukaryota; Metazoa; Chordata; Chondrichthyes; Orectolobiformes; Rhincodontidae. The record is from RefSeq and is a predicted model, not a curated record.